Messenger RNA from Neohortaea acidophila, 1053 nucleotides. RefSeq names its product inositol phospholipid synthesis and fat-storage-inducing TM-domain-containing protein. The transcript has a single exon. The record is from RefSeq and is a predicted model, not a curated record. Gene Ontology annotation, biological process: lipid droplet organization; phospholipid biosynthetic process; lipid storage. Gene Ontology annotation, cellular component: endoplasmic reticulum membrane. Lineage: Eukaryota; Fungi; Ascomycota; Dothideomycetes; Mycosphaerellales; Teratosphaeriaceae. Bases 1 to 1053 code for a protein of 350 amino acids.
AUGACGACCCGGCGCUCUGCCGGUCACGCAUCGACGCCAUCCUCUCCGAGUGCAAAUGGCUCUCCCUCCACCUCUUCCACACCACAGGCCAGUCGAAGGACGGCAACCAAGAUCGACGCACCUCCAAUUGCCGGCUCGCCGUUCUUCCCUACACCGCUGGAGGCGAUUCUACUCGCCAUCUACCCCGGUACCCUCAUCCUCGGCUCCCUCUUCAGCACCCUUCAACCCAGCAGUCGUAACGCGCCGUACAUCCCACACAUCCAGUCUUACGAUCCCCUCCUGGCUCCCAGCUACUUCGCAAAGAAGAGCAACGUGCUCAACGUCUACUUUGUCAAGAUUGGCUGGUUCUGGACGACGCUCGCCUUCUUCCUCCUCAUCUUUUCGCACUCUUCGCUAGGCCGACCACUGACGUUGGACCUGACGAAAAGGAGGGUCCAGGCGAUCGCGAGAUAUCUGACCGUCACUGCCGUCUGGAUCGCGGUGACGCAGUGGUGCUUCGGCCCGCCGAUCAUCGAUCGCACGUACAGGUGGACGGGAGGACAAUGCGAAGCCAUCUACGGCGAGGGGCCGGAAGACCAGCUGAAGAGGGCGGAAAUGGGAGCCGCGCAACAGGCCCUCACUCAUGCGGCGUGCAAGGCGAUCGGGGGACAGUGGAAGGGCGGGCACGAUAUCAGCGGCCACGUCUUUCUGCUCAUCUUGGGCAGCGCCAUGCUCUGGCUCGAGCUUCUGCCAGCCGUGAUGAGGACGGAAGGAUUACGGGAGGCUCGACGCGUGGUGACUGCCGACGGACUCAUUCGAAGCGCGUCCAUCGAGACGGAGAAGCCUUCGAGAGAGGGCGAGGGGAGAAGCAAAGAGAUGGGCAUUGGGCUGUCGGCGGCGCUGGGUGUGGCGGGCUUGAGCUGGUGGAUGUUGCUCAUGACUGCCGCGUACUUCCACACUUGGUUUGAGAAGUUUACGGGGUUUUUGGUGGCUUUUGGAGCGAUAUAUACAGUCUACUUCCUCCCCAGGGCGGUGCCGGGGUUGAGGAAGGUGUUGGGGAUGCCGGGGGUGUGA